AUGGGUGAGCCACAAUUGUUAAAAACGGACGACUUGCAUAAUCUGAGAGAAGGUGAAAUAUUCACCGACCAGGAAACCGGCAAGAAAUAUCGAGUGAGAAAGACCGUAUUACCUCAAUAUUCUACUGCAGGACCGUUUGGUCUUGGAGAACCAGAUGAUCGAACAUUACGAAGAAUUGAAGCAGACGUCAUUAUACCGAACAGGAUGAAUGCUGUUAUCGAAAAAGUUGAUUGCAAAGAUCGUUAUAUGGAUUUGGUGACGUGCCUGCGAAACGAUGGUGCUGUUCGUGGACUGCACUCAUGUAAGGAAGUAUUGGCUGUUUUCAACGCUUGUAAAGCUGAGAGAUUCCAAGAUCCAGUAUUUCGUGAACGAAUGACGGAGGAAUACCUCAAUGAACGUUCGGAAGCACGGCGAACGGGCAAAACAGCAAAAGAGCGCAAACUGGAUGAGUACCGUGAAUGGAAGAGGCGUAAUAAUGCAUCGUAA
Molecule: messenger RNA, 486 nt
Organism: Anisakis simplex (herring worm)
Lineage: Eukaryota; Metazoa; Nematoda; Chromadorea; Rhabditida; Anisakidae
Source: the annotation of a GenBank genome assembly